UUUUAAUUUCGUUUCAGAAAGUAUGUAGCUAGCUUUAAUAUAAAAGUUUUAGUAAUUCAUAAGCUCAGGCGCCAAGAAAAGUACUCACAAAUGGGAGAAGCUGAGAAAGCACGUUGUUAUCCACCACUGAUAUGCCAUAUACAAAAAGCUUUUCUUUGGUUGCUUAUGUUAGUACUUCGAAUUGGUUAUGGACUUAUUAGAAUAGUGUUACGCUUUGUUGUUGUACUAGUGAUAUCUAAUAUUAUAGCAUACUUUAUUUUCUCAUCUAUUGAAGAGGAGCAGCGAACGCAACAGCCAAAGCAAGUGAAGCCAGCAGUAAUCCAAGCAGUAAGUUCCCGGCUUGAAGUGCGCAUAGCACUUCCGCAAGCGCCACCACAGAAGCAACAACGAACUGCACAACAGUAUCGUUCGCCAGGACCUCAACCUAAUCUUAAUACAGGAAUAAGACCCGAUCCAACGAAUGAAGACGUAGAUUCUUGGGAAGAAAAGGCUGUUAUUCCAGACGAAGGGGAAGAUUGAAUACAGCCGAAGAAAGUCGUGAUCUCUAGCUUAAAAGAAAUCUCCUUAAAAAAAAUAGAUCUAUAUCGAUAUAUGAGUGCAAUAUAUUAAGCUUGGCUUAAAACCUGGCUAAAAAAUUUCUAUCGAAUUUGCUAAUAUAACAGUUCAGCCUUGAGCAUGGUUCGAUGGUUUUCUAAAUAUGUAGUAAUUUUUGGAAAUACUUUGUAUAACUUUAGGAAGUAUAUUUUUAAAUUGUAAUUAGAAUUUUAGUCAAAAUCAAAAGCAGCAUAUAAUUCUAUAACUUAUAUACACAUUCAUUUUCAUUUUGUUAAAAUUAAUUUGUCCGAAACUAAUGAGAACAAAAUUAUACUAACCGAUUUCGUUUAACCAAA
Molecule: messenger RNA, 890 nt
Organism: Teleopsis dalmanni
Lineage: Eukaryota; Metazoa; Arthropoda; Insecta; Diptera; Diopsidae
Exons: 2
Coding region: 91-519 (142 amino acids)
Source: RefSeq, a predicted model, not a curated record